This is a messenger RNA of Carassius auratus (goldfish), 3036 nucleotides long. RefSeq names its product alpha/beta hydrolase domain-containing protein 17B-like. The record is from RefSeq and is a predicted model, not a curated record. The coding region runs from base 296 to 1162 and encodes 288 amino acids. Gene Ontology annotation, cellular component: endosome membrane; plasma membrane. NCBI's taxonomy places the organism in Eukaryota, Metazoa, Chordata, Actinopteri, Cypriniformes, Cyprinidae. The transcript has 4 exons. Gene Ontology annotation, biological process: protein depalmitoylation; regulation of postsynapse organization. Gene Ontology annotation, molecular function: palmitoyl-(protein) hydrolase activity.
CAGCUUUUGGGCACGCACUGGUGUGAGAUGAGAUCACCCUUACCGAACGAAUUUGAUUAGAAUUUUUUUGUAAAUUUAAUAACGUCGAGCCUGCAUCAACAACUUCAGUCUUUGAUCUCGUUUGAUCACGAAACACUGACCACAUGUUGACAAGAUCGCACGGACCAGAGGCAGCUUUUGAGGGACUCUUGAUCUGGCUAAGUCGACAGAGUGAUCAUUUAAAGGGAAUCUCCUGUUCGACUCAUCUGAUACUGUUGACUUCACCAGAUCUCGGGACCUUCUAGUAAAGUGAAGGAUGAAUCACUUGUCUUUGAGUGAGCUAUGUGGCCUUUUCUGCUGUCCGCCGUGCCCGAGCAGAAUAGCUUCCAAGCUGGCCUUCCUUCCACCGGAGCCCACCUACACAAUGAUGUGUGAUGAGAGCGGCACCCGCUGGACCCUCCAUCUUUCUGAGCGUGCGGAUUGGCAGUACUCUGUCCGGGAGAAGGACGCCAUUGAGUGCUUCAUGACCCGGACAUCUAGAGGGAACCGAAUCGCUUGUAUGUUUGUGAGAUGCUCUCCCAACGCUCGCUACACCUUAUUGUUUUCCCAUGGUAAUGCUGUUGACUUGGGUCAGAUGAGCAGCUUCUACAUCGGCCUGGGCUCCCGCAUCAACUGUAACGUGUUCUCCUACGACUACUCUGGAUACGGGGCAAGCUCAGGGAAGCCUUCGGAGAAGAAUUUGUAUGCUGAUGUGGACGCUGCCUGGCAUGCACUACGAACAAGGUAUGGAAUCAGGCCAGAGAAUGUGAUCAUUUAUGGCCAGAGCAUCGGUACGGUCCCUUCAGUGGAUCUGGCCUCUCGGUAUGAGAGCGCUGCUGUCAUCCUUCACUCCCCUCUGACCUCAGGCAUGCGGGUGGCUUUUCCUGAUACCAAGAAGACGUACUGCUUCGAUGCAUUCCCCAACAUUGAUAAAAUCUCUAAAGUCACCUCUCCGGUGCUGGUGAUCCAUGGUACGGAGGAUGAGGUGAUUGAUUUCUCUCAUGGGCUGGCCCUGUAUGAACGUUGCCAGCGGCCGGUGGAGCCGCUGUGGGUGGAGGGUGCAGGACACAAUGACGUAGAGCUGUAUGGACAGUACCUGGAGCGCUUGAAACAGUUUGUGGCUCACGAACUUGUAAACUUUUAGAUGGACCUCAAGAUCAGGACUCCCCUUACUUGAUGAACAUACCCCUGGUGCCCAGCAGGCGACUGUGAACUUGACAGCGGUAUUUUUUUAUUAUUAUUCUAAUUAAGUUGCACUUCUCCAUGCUAUAGAGAAAAUAGGAAAUGUGUCUUUACUGCCUUUCUUAGGGGUGUGUUUGUGUAACUGUACUUCUACAGACUCGGAUGUUUUGGUGACCCCACCUCUGUAUCUUGAUGCUAUGUCCUAAAGAAUCAACCCAUUUCACUGAAGUCCAGUUUUUGUUUUGCUGUAUGCAUGUGAUCAUAUACACAAUGGGGUACUGUACAAAUGCAACAUUCUGGCACAAAUUAUUGCCAUACAGGUGAUGCCAAAUAAUAUAUUAAACUUUGAUAUAUUACUUUGUAUGUACAGGUUUCUAAAACAUGCCUGCUUAAGCACAAUGUGUGCAAUCUGUAUGAGAUCUUGGUAUGUUUAUUUUUAUUCAUGUCAAAUACUCUGUUUUUCUCUUAAGUGUAUUCUUUAAAACAAUGCUGGACAAUAUGACAGUUUUAACUUUCAAAUGAACCAAUAAAUAGACUUUUCAAAAUAAAGAAACACUAUACUUGUGGCUUACAAUAGCUCAAAGUAAACACACACCUGCUCAAAUAGAGUAAUGGUGAUAUUAGUAACAGUCCAUUUGUUAUCUGCUUGUUGCACAUUUUGAAUGGAAAUCCAUCAGACCUCUUGGCUAUACAUUACUGAACUUAACUCUUGUUUCUGUUUGGAGUCAUUGCUUUGCCAUUUUGUCAAAAAUAAUUUAUACCAUCUUGUGUAUCAUAUGAAAUGUACAUAACUUUUUUUGUUGUCUUGGGCCAUGAUAAGGCUGUUUCUUUGGACUGCUGGUUAAGUUAGGCAGCGACAUUUAGUUUCUCUUUUGAGAUCCACUGGACACAGUGAUAAGAGUUAAUGUGAUUGAAUGUCUGUAUAUGGAAAAUGAAUUAUGCUCUAACGUAGAUGAUACAGUAAUGCUUCUCAAAUGUACAGGUAAAAUAGAACUGUCCCCCUGUUCCACACUUUGUAAAUAACCUUUAUUUGAAUGUUUCUCAGUUUUUCUCUGUACUAUGAAACUGGUGAUAAUUUUGUUAUUACCAUUGUAAAUUGAUUUAUUAUUAUAUUAUGUAUGGCACAGAAUAGAUUUUAACUGGUCAGACUGAAGCACAAAAUGAUGUGCUUCAGUUUUUCCAGACAUAUUGUUUUUCUGUUUUUGUAAGCACCCAUUGUAAAAGAAAAUUGCUAUAAAGUAUGUAUUUAUGAUCUUUAAUAGUUCUAAUACAAAAUUGGAAAUAAAUGUAUUAUUAUAAUGCUGUUGUAAUUUAAAGCGACCUCUUGUGGUCAUAAAUCAGCAACAUUUUCUUUCAGAAUAAUGUUUUUAAUCAAAACACCACAAGUUUACAGUCCCAUUUGUUUAGGAAUCAUGGUGGUUUGUGUUAGGAUCACGGUAUAGUCUUUAAGUUUAAUUUAUAUGAUUGGAAUUUGAUAAUCUUGGAAAAUCUCAGUUUUUUUUUCUCAUCUUUCAGGGAGACAUGCAUUUGCAUGAAUUGCUGAUCCUUACCUUUCAUAUGUAUUCUCUUUUCAAGACCAUUUUAGCUGUGCAGAGGUCAGCGGCACCUCCUGGGUUCAGUGACCAUUAAAGCUUGGGGCUUUGAACAUGAAGUCUGGAACACGUGAUCCAUUUUUUUUAGGAUGAGGUAAUGUUUAAAGACAAGGCACUUAAAUGGAUUGAAAAGAUGAGAACCGAAAACAAGACAAGACAAUAAAGAUGUGUUUCCAUAUAGAUUUUUUUUAUAUAAAAUGUCACCAAAACAUUUAAGGUUAUUGAUCUUGUUAAAUGGUUACGG